UGGCCGAACGAUUCGCCGCCAGUAGCAGAAAUUAAAAUCUAAAUUUAAUUAUCGAUUUUCAGAAGGUUACUAGGAUAUUACCGCCGCUGAGUGUACUUCAGCUGAUCGAUUCCCUGUAGUAGCAGUGGAAAACUGGAAAACUCAAGCGCAGGCAGCGAACGCUGUCAUAUUAUAAACCGAACCGUUUUCUACAGUUAAAUCUUGUAAAUUAACAGUGUAAUCCUUAAGGAGUUUUAGCUGUGUAUAUAUUUAUAUAAUCCUUUACAACGCAACUUCCCCAUAUAAUUAGGCGACUACGCAUUUCAAUUAAGAAAUCGAGGUUCUAGAUUACUUUCGUGGGCUGAAAUACCUCUGGGAUACAUUCACGAUAAUAUGGUCUUCACAGGAGACGUGAAAUUCCAGAAGGAUGCAGCAGACCAGAAUUUCGAUUAUAUGUUUAAGUUGUUGAUAAUCGGAAAUAGUUCAGUUGGGAAAACGUCGUUUUUAUUCCGUUACGCAGAUGAUAGUUUUACAUCGGCUUUCGUUAGCACAGUCGGUAUAGAUUUUAAAGUAAAAACAGUGUUCAGGCACGACAAAAGGGUAAAACUACAAAUUUGGGAUACAGCAGGUCAGGAAAGGUAUAGGACCAUUACAACUGCAUACUACAGAGGCGCGAUGGGUUUCAUUUUAAUGUACGAUAUCACCAACGAGGAGUCUUUUAAUAGUGUUCAAGAUUGGGUUACGCAGAUUAAGACGUAUUCGUGGGAUAACGCUCAGGUGAUUCUAGUAGGGAACAAAUGCGACAUGGAAGACGAGCGAGUGAUUAGCUUCGAAAGGGGAAAGCAGCUUGCCGAGCAAUUGGGGGUGGAGUUUUUCGAAACAAGCGCAAAAGAAAAUGUAAACGUCAAGGCCGUCUUCGAACGACUCGUGGACAUCAUAUGCGAUAAAAUGUCAGAUAGCUUAGAUGCUGAUCCAACACUAGGAAGCGCAGGUAUAAUGCCAACUCGUCUAAGUAACGCACCCCAGGGUGCACAGGCUGCCAACUGUAACUGCUAAUAACCCCAUAAAAGAAUUUACAAUCCCACCACGACAUACAAUAUUCUGAAUUCAUUCAUACCUUUAACUACCUGUUGAUAUUGACCACGCUUAAUAUACUGGUAAACCUAAUAAUUGUAAAAAAAUGUAAUAACAAAAAUUGCUUUCUUUGGUAUAAAAACUAGACUGACAUUGUGAAAUGCGCCGUCGCGCGCAGAAGCUUAACUGUUUUCUCGUUUUAAGAAUGGACGUUGUUGUAAUUUAUGUUCAAAUUAGAUGUACGUGGAGUUUUGUAGUUCAGGAGUCACAUGAAGACGAGAUUUUGCUUAUCCUUAAAUGUUUAAAUUCCAAAACUACAUAAUAAGUAAGUAGCACAAGUUACUACGUUAAUUCGGUUAAUAUGUAAAAGACGCCACUGAGCUCAACACGUGGUGGCUUGCCUCUAGAAAAUUCAUCUCGAUAUUUUCAUGUGUGAUUUUUACCAUAUCUGGCCUAUGUUACUGAUAUAUCAUGUUAUGGGUUUAAAGUACCUUCUAAGAUAAUAUAGUGAAUGCUUUAUUGUACCAUUAAUUAAUAACACGUUACAUUAACCAAUUUAAAUCUGGUAUGUAUUACGGACUAGGCAAAAAGUUACAAUAUGUGUGAAUUUGUAAAUAUAGGAAUUGUAUGUAUAGGCAGUUAAGUUUAGAAAAUUCUGUUUAUUUUUGUUACGUUGUAAAAAUCCCUGUUAAUAGCCGCUUAGUAGUUAUAUAAGUCUGGUAUCAACAACGUGACAUUGUAUAUUUAUAAGUAUGUGAAACAUUACCAAAACCAUAAGAAACAGCGCAAGUGUAGCAAUUCAUUCUUUUGUCUGGAGCACUUCCUCAUGUGAGAAAAGGGGGUGCUUUCAACAGUGUUCCCACACCUUAUCAGUUCUAUACAGCCCUUGGACUAUAACUAGAUCUAGCCUAAUGUACCUUUAAUGUUCUUAAGUCAGCUGGAGUAUUGUCAAUUAACUUUACUUAGUGCCGUAGAUUGUGUGAACAAAUCAUUGUUGGUUUAGUAACUUUAAUUAUAAUGAAAAGAUCCACAAAGUCAUUAUCUUCUACAUGUUUUAAUAUCCAGCUGAAGAUCUGUUACACGAAUCUGUGCCUCACAUAAGUUGCCAUGGAGUGACCGUGACUUUGGAUAGGACUACAUCCAAAAUGGAAGAUCGCACAUUUACAUCCUUCUCAAUGAUUGACGUUAAAUGUUUUUGUCGUUGAGCAAUUUCGAUUACGAUGUUAAAUAUCUUUAGAAAAGAUCGUGUGCUUUUCAAAGGAAAGUAAAACGUAUGUUAUGUUAUGAAUGGAAUGUACAAUACUAAAUAUUAUUUUGUGAAUUAGUGUAUCAGAAUAAAUAACGUAAUGUCAAAAGGA
Molecule: messenger RNA, 2411 nt
Organism: Photinus pyralis (common eastern firefly)
Lineage: Eukaryota; Metazoa; Arthropoda; Insecta; Coleoptera; Lampyridae
Gene: Rab3
Product: ras-related protein Rab-3
Exons: 6
Coding region: 373-1035 (220 amino acids)
Biological process (GO): protein secretion; regulation of exocytosis; protein localization to plasma membrane
Cellular component (GO): synaptic vesicle; endosome; plasma membrane
Molecular function (GO): GTP binding; GTPase activity
Source: RefSeq, a predicted model, not a curated record